This is a messenger RNA of Exophiala spinifera, 1269 nucleotides long. RefSeq lists its product as uncharacterized. Gene Ontology annotation, molecular function: glutaryl-CoA dehydrogenase activity; flavin adenine dinucleotide binding; fatty-acyl-CoA binding. The record is from RefSeq and is a predicted model, not a curated record. NCBI's taxonomy places the organism in Eukaryota, Fungi, Ascomycota, Eurotiomycetes, Chaetothyriales, Herpotrichiellaceae. The coding region runs from base 1 to 1269 and encodes 422 amino acids. The transcript has a single exon. Gene Ontology annotation, biological process: fatty acid beta-oxidation using acyl-CoA dehydrogenase; fatty-acyl-CoA biosynthetic process. Gene Ontology annotation, cellular component: mitochondrial inner membrane.
AUGUCCUUUCUCACAUCCACAACCCGACGAGCGAGCCGGCUGGCAUCGUCACGCCUAAUAGUAUCCCGCUCUGCCUCAAGCCGUGCAUCUUUCCAGUGGGAUGACCCUCUCGCGUCACACACCCUUCUUACCGAGGAAGAACUCAGCAUUCAAGAGACCGCCCACGCCUAUUGCCAGGAUCGUCUUCUUCCACGCGUCCUAGACGCUUACCGCACAGAAAACUACGAUCGAUCUAUUCUCCAGGAAAUGGGAUCUCUAGGCCUGUUAGGCCCGACCAUAAAGACCCACGGCUGCCCAGGCGUGAGCUCCGUCGCGUCUGGACUGAUUACGCGCGAAGUCGAACGCAUCGACUCGGGCUAUCGGAGCGGCAUGUCUGUACAAUCGUCCCUCGUCAUGGGUCCAAUCGACCAGUUUGGAUCCCCAGCACAAAAGGAUCGCUGGCUCGAGAAACUCGGCAAGGGCGAUUUGGUAGGCUGCUUUGGCCUGACCGAACCGAAUCACGGCUCGGAUCCAGGAUCCAUGGAGACCACCGCACGACCUCACCCCACAAAGAAAGGCUACUACAGUCUCUCCGGGUCGAAGACGUGGAUCACCAACUCUCCCAUCGCCGACCUCUUACUCGUGUGGGCGAAACUCGACGGUCAAAUCAAAGGGUUUGUAAUUGAGCGCGACGCCUGUCCUCCCGGCACCCUCGAGACCCCAGCCCUCAAGAACAAGACCGGUCUUCGCGCCAGCAUAACGGGAAUGAUCCAACUCGACAACUGUCCCGUGCCGGAGGAGAACAUGCUCGACGUGACUGGCCUCAAGGGCCCGUUCUCAUGCCUAAACUCGGCCCGCUUCGGGAUCGCCUUUGGCGUGGUCGGCGCUCUCGAAGACUGCAUCGAGCGUACCCGAACGUACGCGCUGGAGCGCAAACAGUUCAACAACAACCCGUUGGCCAAGUACCAACUGAUCCAGAAGAAGCUGGCCGACGCUUCGACGGACGCGGCGUACGGCCUACUCGCCGCGAUCCAAGUUGGAAGGGUGAAGGACAGCCAGGCCGGCUUGGCUCCGGAGAUGAUCAGUAUGAUCAAGAGGCAAAACUGCGAUCGCGCACUGCACCACUCGCGGACACUCCAGGAGGUCUUUGGAGGGAACGCCGUGAGCGACGAGUAUCACAUCGGCCGGCACGUGGCGAACCUUUUUGUCACGCAGACCUACGAGGGUCAAAGUGACAUCCACGCUUUGAUUCUAGGAAGGGCCAUUACAGGGCUGCAAGCCUUCUUCUAG